AUGCCUGUGCCUGGCUCCCAGCUCCCUCUGCCCCGCUACGGCUCUGGCCAGCAGCCCCUGAUUCUACCACAGUCCAUCCAGCUCCCUCAGGGGCAGAACCUGCCUGUAGGAGCUCCCCGAAGAAUCCUCCCUCCUGGAUCCCAGCCUUCUGUUCUUGCUACCAGCAGGGAGUCCUCCCAAAUGGAAAUGAAAGGUUUUCAUUUCUCCGAUGGGAAACAGAGUAUGUCCUCUGGAGCAUCUGUACCAUCACCACAUACGUACAGAAUUUACUCCAUGAAUGUUGUCGACUCUUCGAUUUCCAGGCCUAGCUCUGCCAGCCCAAGCGGGAAGCCGUCUGGACCAGCAGUUAGUAUGGGCUCUGUGCAAGGACACUAUGUACAACAGGCAAAGCAGCGGGUGGAUGAAAAUAAAGCCAACCUGGGAGCAGUGAAGCUGCAAGAAACAGCCUCCACAAACCAGAUGAAGCCAGUGCGCACAGGAGCGAUCAAACCUCAGGCAGUCAAAGUGGAGGAAAGCAAGGCCUAGGAGAACUUCUGAUGCCCAGCUGGUCCCGCCGCCUGAGAGGCACUGCAGCUUAGACUGGACCCCACUGGAUCUCCUGAAAAUCUCACCAGAUCUACUCCCUGCCCCACACUGACUGACUACAGCAACAUCAUCCAAGCUCCUCUCCCAACAAAGCAGUUUGAAACAGUGGAUAUGACAUUGACCUGCUUGCUUUAAAACAAACCAACCAUGUGACUUUUAAGUGGCUCGAGCCAUUUUUUUAUUUUAUCCCACCCUCCAUGCCCCAUCCCCAGGUAGCUGUGAUUGCUCACUUGGCAAAGCCCAUCUUUCUCCUUCCCUACUUGUGUCUCAGCAGAGUGGCAACUGUGGGAGAGGGGUUAGUUUGAGGUUUUUCAUUUUAAAGGCAGCUGAGGUUUUUACAAGAAAAAGCUAUAUCUUUGUUUAUAGCAGAACUUUUAUAUGUUCUCUCAUUUUUCUGCCCCCCUUCUUUCUGCUUUCCUCAUUCCUUCUCGAAAGGAAUUUCCUUCAGCUAAAAUUAUGUUCUGACAAAGCUCUGCUCAGUUUUAUAUAGAGUUCUGUGCUAUGUUGAGAAUC
Mesitornis unicolor (brown roatelo) is the source of this 1098-nucleotide messenger RNA. RefSeq names its product proline-rich coiled-coil 2B (gene PRRC2B). The coding region runs from base 1 to 525 and encodes 174 amino acids. Gene Ontology annotation, biological process: cell differentiation. The record is from RefSeq and is a predicted model, not a curated record. The transcript is spliced from 4 exons. NCBI's taxonomy places the organism in Eukaryota, Metazoa, Chordata, Aves, Mesitornithiformes, Mesitornithidae.